AAUUUAUAAAUAUUUAAAUUCAAGAUGUCAUCUCAAGGAAAGUUUACUAAAUUUAAUGCUAGCAAAUAUACUAGACCAGGAUUAACUGAAGAUGAGGUUGAAGAGAUAAAAGAAGCUUUCGACUUGUUCGAUACUGAUGGCUCUGGCUCAAUAGACCCAAAAGAGCUCAAAGCAGCCAUGCAGAGCUUAGGUUUUGAAGCCAAGAACCAGACUAUUUUCCAAAUGAUCUCAGAUUUGGACAAGAACAGAUCUGGCGCUAUUGAUUUCGAAGAAUUCCUUGAUAUGAUGACAGCCAGGAUGAGCGAUAAAGAUACCCGUGAAGACAUCGGCAAGGUUUUCAGACUCUUUGAUGAGGACGGCACAGGCCUCAUUACUAUUAAGAACUUAAGAAGAGUUGCAAGAGAGUUAGGAGAAACUAUGACUGAGGAAGAACUCCUUGAAAUGAUCGAUAGAGCUGAUAGUAAUGGUGAUGGAGGUGUCUCACCAGAUGACUUCUAUGCUAUCAUGACAAAGAAGACUUUUGCAUAAGAGGGCAAAUUUGAAUAUAAUUUCUAUUUCAAAAAUAAGCAAUU
Molecule: messenger RNA, 572 nt
Organism: Moneuplotes crassus
Lineage: Eukaryota; Ciliophora; Spirotrichea; Euplotida; Euplotidae
Source: the annotation of a GenBank genome assembly